AUAGGUCGAAGCGGGCGGAGGGGGAUGGGGGCUCCUCUUUCCCGGCAUCCCUUUCUCCUGUCAACCGGGAGGAAGCUAAGAUGGCGGCCUUGGCGACCGGCGGGGGGACGCCGAGUGACGGGGCUACCAGUUUCCAGCGGAAAGUUCCUGCUAGCAGCCGCCUGGCCGCUAUCGCGGGCACCCGGCCCUCGGUGCGCCACGGGCAGCUGCUGCUCUCCAGUGGGCUCCCCUCCCUGGAUUGUGUGCUAGGUGGAGGUUUAGCUGUUGGAACCCUUCUUCUUAUUGAGGAAGAUAAAUACGGUAUUUACUCCAACUUGUUGUUCAAGUAUUUCCUCGCAGAGGGAAUAGUCUGUGGACAUAAUUUGUUUGUUGCUUCUGCUAAAGAGGAUCCUGCUGACAUUUUAAAGGAGCUUCCAGCACCUUUGUUUGAUGAUGUCCACAAAAACCAAGUGGAUGAGAAAGAAACCGCUAUUAAGUCUAAACAGGAAUCUCAGGAAUCCAUGAAAAUAGCCUGGCGUUACCAGAAUUUACCAAGAAUUGAGGUCAGUCCAGCAGCUUCUGCACGAUUUGGUCACUAUUAUGAUGGAUCUAAAAUGGUGUCUCCAGAACUACUUCAAUCUACAAAGUGGCACCGUUUUUUCCUUCCUGAAGAAAAGUCUUUGCACCCUGAAAUAAAAACUUGUAAUAUGACCUGUGGUUAUACCAGGCUGCUUCAAUCUAUCCAGAGGAUCAUAUACCAGGAAGGAUUUGAUGGAUCCUAUCCCCAGAAAAAACAAAAAAAUAUUCUGCGGAUAGGAAUUCAGAGCCUUGGUUCAGUGUUGUGGGGAGAUGACAUUUGUUGCGCUGAUAAUCCAGAAGAUAUUUAUAGCCUCACAAAGUUUCUGUAUGUUCUCCGUGGUCUCCUCAGAAUGUCUUUGUCAGCGUGCAUAAUCACAGUGCCAGCCCAUCUUAUCCAGAAUAAAGCAAUUAUGGAACGUGUAACAAACUUGUCAGAUACGGUAGUUGGUCUUGAAUCAUUUAUCGGCUCUGAGAGAGAAACCAAUCCAUUAUACAAGGAUUACCAGGGUUUGAUUCAUGUGCACCAGAUUCCUCGGCUUAAUAGCUUGAUCUGUGAUGUGUCAGGCACGAAGGACCUUGCUUUUAGAUUAAAAAGGAAGCUGUUCACCAUUGAGCGACUGCAUUUGCCUCCAGACUUGUCAGACACAGUGAGCCGCUCAAGCAAACAGGAUCUGGCAGAAUCCACCAAACUGCUGAGCUCGGGAUGUGGUGCUAUGGCCAUAGGCAAGAAGCACCUGGACUUCUAGUGAUUUCUACUUAGCAGUUCACUCAGAUUUAUAUGACACUCUAAUUAUGACUGUUAAUGACUUAUGAAAAUAUUUUUCUUAAUGAUUUGACCCAGCAGUCCUUAAAAAUACACAUUGUAAAAUGGUGCCUCGUUUUCUCAUCCUGGUUUCUUUGAAGACAUUUGUUGUUUGUUUGCUUUUUUACAGAACAUCUGCAACACGGGUUAUGUUACAUUAAAAAAAAUGCUGCAUUGCACUGCUAUUCUGGAAAUGUACAGUAUUUUGUUCUUCUCAUAAAAAAUCAAAAUUAUUUUUAUUUUUAAAGUUCAAGAUGCUUUACAAAACAAUACCAAAUGUGUUGUUUUUCACAAGUUAAAUGUGUCUAUUUAACAUGAUUGUAUUAAACAUUGAUUAUAAAUGUAAAAUAUAAAUUAGACAGUACUGUGAACAUUAGUAAAUGAGAUUAAGGAAUUCAUUAUCACAUUUUAUU
This is a messenger RNA of Mauremys reevesii (Reeves's turtle), 1773 nucleotides long. It is a transcript of the gene ELP4, whose product is annotated as elongator acetyltransferase complex subunit 4. Gene Ontology annotation, biological process: tRNA wobble uridine modification. The record is from RefSeq and is a predicted model, not a curated record. Lineage: Eukaryota; Metazoa; Chordata; Testudines; Geoemydidae. The transcript has 10 exons. Gene Ontology annotation, cellular component: elongator holoenzyme complex; cytoplasm; transcription elongation factor complex. Bases 81 to 1304 code for a protein of 407 amino acids.